Messenger RNA from Anneissia japonica, 408 nucleotides. RefSeq names its product anti-sigma-I factor RsgI2-like. The record is from RefSeq and is a predicted model, not a curated record. Lineage: Eukaryota; Metazoa; Echinodermata; Crinoidea; Comatulida; Comatulidae.
UAUGGCGGCCAUACUUCUACUUCUUCUAAAUCAUCUAUUUCCACGUCUUUUUCUUCAUCUUCUUCCACGCCAUCUUCUUCCAAAUCAUUUACUUCCAUUCCUUCAUUUUCUUCUUCACCUUCUCCUGUGAAUGUUCGCAAAAGUAUUUUUGCUCCACGUCCAACUGCAGCACCUGCAGUAGCAGCAGCUCCUAUGCCUUGCGCACCUAAUCCAGCAGCCCCUAUCGAUUGCAGUACAGCAACGGUACUCCCAGCUGCAACUCCUCCUCCGUUAGCUACGGCUGCAGCCGACAUGAGAUGUGCUCCAAUAGAUCCAGCUGCAAUUCCAGCUCCAGUAAAACCCAAAACAACAGGAGCAGCUGCAACAGCUGCAACAGUAACUGUAGCUCCUGCUACUAAAUCCAUACCU